UUUAUCCCUCUGGUCAUACUGCACAGAAGAAAGUAUUAUAAUAGUGUAACACAAUAGUUUGCUUGCAGAUAUCGUCCGGUUGGCAGUGAGUCCUACUCUUCAACAAGCUACUGAAGCUUUGUGGAGACUGUGCACUUUAAACAGACAGGCGGCUGCUCUCUGGAGGAGGCCCAAGAGACUGAAGAAGGAGGAAAUCUGAGCUGUAAACUCCACACUUUAUCCACAUGGCCGAGCCCAACUUUCCCCCACUGCCGGGAUUCAUCCCACUCAGGCCAUGCUUCUACCAGGACUUCGAUGAGAUCCCUGAACAGCACCGCAGCAUGUGCAAGAAAAUGUACCACUUGUGGAUGUUGAAUAGUGCUACUCUUGCGGUGAAUCUCAUUGGAUGUUUUGCCUGGAUGUUUGGUGGAGGUGGCGUGACCAACUUUGGACUGGCUAUCAUCUGGCUCAUCAUGUUCACUCCCUGCUCUUAUGUCUGUUGGUUCAGGGCCAUCUACAAGGCCUUCAAGAGUGACAGCUCCUUCAACUUUAUGCAGUUCUUUUUUGUGUUCAUGGCCCAAGUUGGCAUCAGCAUCAUCCAAAGCAUAGGCAUCCCUGGAUGGGGAGUAUGUGGUUGGUUAGCUACCAUCUCCUUCUUCAGCUAUAACAUUUUUAUUGCGCUGAUCAUGUUGGUCCCUACUAUCAUGUUCACUGCAGUCGCCUCACUGUCCUUCAUUGCUCUCACCAAGAUCCAUAACUUCUACCGUGGCAGUGGGGGCAGCAUGUCCAAAGCUCAGGAGGAAUGGGCCACAGGAGCCUGGAAGAACCCUCAUGUGCAGGAAGCAGCCCAGCAGGCCGCCAUGGGGGCAGCUACUGGAGCCAUGCAGGACCAGUACUCCAGCCCACAAUAUAAUGAUAACCAGAUGUAGCCUCUGCAAAAUCGAGGUAUCAAAGAAAUGACGCAACAUUUAUGCCAAAGUCUGAGCAACAGGGUUAGAAUAUUUGACCAUUUCCCAUGAUAUUGUUGAUUUUUAAGUAAAAAAAAUGUUUCAGAAACAUCACUGUUAAUUUUUUUUUUUACAUUUUUGGCCAAAUUACUGAUUCAGCAGCGAUUUCAAGCAAUUUCAUCAUUUGGCAACACAUAGCUCUGAACAUCUGUGGAAAGCUUGUUUUCGCCUUCCUGCAUUAAAGAGGAUGAUAUUUAUUUGUUGUGUUUUAGAUAAUUUCAUUUGUUUCUUUCCUGUUUUGGAGAUUGAAAUGAAACUAGCUUUGAAUGUGUAUUACUUUAGUGGCUCCAUGAGAGCAGUGUGCUGAUGUGCUCUUUGUGUUGAGCUGCAGUUCUAGCAAUUUGUACAAGAGAAAAAUAUCUUUUUUUUUUUUUCUUCAAAAAUACAAACACUUGAUGUACAGGGACUUUUGAUGUUUUGAUAGAUAUUCAAUGAUUUAGUAUUAUCUUAUUUAAUGUAUUUACCAAUGCACUAAUGCAAUUGUGCAUUAGAACAAUAAACUGUUUAGGAUGUAAAGUUACUUUUCUUGUAUUUUAAAUUCAAAGGUAUAUAAGAGAUCACGUGUAAUAUUGUAACAUUACAAAUCACGCUACUUUACAGGAUCUCAGCAUAAUUUCAUCAUAUUUCUAUGCAGUUUAUCAGUGAUUGCAUUGUGAAAUGGAAGAAUGUUGUAAUGUUGAAAGGAAGUCUGUCUGUAUUAAAAUAGGAAACAGUAUUAUUGCAACUCUUCAUUUGGAUUUAAUAGAAACUGAAAAUUUAAACACUAAAGCUGACUCUUUGAUGUAGCUUCUCGAUGACAUGUCUACUUCACACUGAUGAUUUACCUCACAAUUAAAUUUAUAAUUAUGGUUCUAUGUAGAUUCAGAAGAAAAAAAAAGUGAAAUAUGUGCUUUAGUCACCUUUAGUUUAUUUGAAAUGUGACAGUUUUGUACUGAAUGUCAAUUUAGCAUGUGCUCUUUUAUAAACUGUUAUGUGAAAUGCAGAGUGUUUAAAAGACAACUUUUCUCUUGCGGUGUGGCAGUUUGACCACAGAGAGGCACUGGUGGUUUUAGUAUGAAAUAAAAAGCUCCAACAUA
This is a messenger RNA of Dicentrarchus labrax (European seabass), 2062 nucleotides long. RefSeq names its product secretory carrier-associated membrane protein 5-like. Gene Ontology annotation, cellular component: trans-Golgi network membrane; recycling endosome membrane. Lineage: Eukaryota; Metazoa; Chordata; Actinopteri; Moronidae. Gene Ontology annotation, biological process: protein transport. The coding region runs from base 225 to 908 and encodes 227 amino acids. The transcript has 7 exons. The record is from RefSeq and is a predicted model, not a curated record.